Wasmannia auropunctata (little fire ant) is the source of this 2518-nucleotide messenger RNA. It is a transcript of the gene Calr, whose product is annotated as calreticulin. Gene Ontology annotation, molecular function: calcium ion binding. The coding region runs from base 123 to 1334 and encodes 403 amino acids. Gene Ontology annotation, cellular component: endoplasmic reticulum membrane; endoplasmic reticulum. The record is from RefSeq and is a predicted model, not a curated record. Gene Ontology annotation, biological process: protein folding. The transcript has 8 exons. NCBI's taxonomy places the organism in Eukaryota, Metazoa, Arthropoda, Insecta, Hymenoptera, Formicidae.
UCGCCAACCACGUCCGCGGAGCGGGCAUUAUCGGCCAGUUCGUUGUCGUGGCAGCAGGUGCCUUCACGUCGUCGUCGUCGUCGGUUUUCCUCGGACUCACGUCGUCGUAUCGGCGUCCCAAAAUGCGAUCCCCCUGCGCGUUCGUCGUUCUCCUAGCGCUCGCCGUGGCCACGGCGGACGUGUAUCUCGACGAGAAGUUCAACGAUGAUUCAUGGGAAAAGAAUUGGGUCUAUUCCGAGCAUCCCGGGAAGGAAUUCGGAAAGUUCGUUUCAAGCUACGGAAAGUUCUGGAACGAUCAGGAAAAUGAUAAAGGCAUCCAGACGUCGCAAGACGCGAGGUUUUACGCUCUCAGUAGGAAAUUCACUCCGUUCGGCAACAAGGAUAAGGACCUUGUCAUUCAAUUUACCGUGAAACACGAGCAGAAUAUCGACUGCGGAGGUGGAUACGUUAAAGUGUUCGACUGUUCCCUCGAUCAGAAAGAUAUGCACGGUGAAAGCCCUUAUCAGAUUAUGUUUGGGCCGGAUAUUUGUGGUCCCGGAACCAAGAAGGUUCACGUUAUCUUUAGCUACAAAGGGAAGAAUCUUUUAAUCAACAAGGACAUCCGUUGCAAGGACGACAUUUACACGCAUUUGUACACUUUAAUCGUUAAACCCGAUAACACCUACCAGGUUCUUAUUGAUAACGAGCAAGUUGAGUCCGGCGAGUUGGAGGCGGAUUGGAGCUUCCUGCCUCCGAAGAAGAUUAAGGAUCCAUCUCAGACGAAGCCUGCCGACUGGGACGACAAACCCAGCAUCGACGAUCCGAACGAUAAGAAGCCCGAGGACUGGGACAAGCCCGAGCACAUUCCCGAUCCCGAGGCAGUUAAACCCGAGGAUUGGGACGACGAGAUGGAUGGCGAAUGGGAAGCGCCCAUGAUUGACAAUCCUGAUUACAAGGGUGAAUGGAAACCGAAGCAAAUCGAGAAUCCCAACUACAAGGGACCGUGGAUCCAUCCCGAGAUCGAUAACCCGGAAUACACGGCCGAUCCCGAGCUGUACAAGCGUGACGAGAUUUGCGCUAUCGGUUUUGACCUGUGGCAGGUUAAAUCCGGCACCAUUUUCGAUAACGUUCUGAUCACCGACGAUCCGGAGGUCGCGCACAAAUUUGGAGAAGACGUCUGGAAACCCACCUUCGAAGGCGAGAAGAAAAUGAAGGAAUCGCAGGACGAGGAGGAGAGGAAACGGAGAGAUUUGGAGGCCAAGGAGAGCGAGGAUAACAAGGACGACGAGGACGAGGAAGAGGUGGACGAGGAGGAGCACACUCAACCAGACAAUGAAGAGCAUGACGAAUUGUAAAUAAACGUGUCGCGUGUGGACACAAAAUACACACAGACUGUAUUCCAGGAGCUACGUGGUCGCGACACGCACUAAAAUCCUCCCACAGGCACAAAAAUUGUAAUCCUAAAACGACACACAAUAGCGCAAGAAAGGCAGGAUAAUACCCUCGUCGAUCACCACCCACGUCGCCCGCUGCCGUCGCCUCGCCAGGAACGUUAAAGCGGAAUUCGAGUGAAUUCCGCUUUAAGCUUCUGAACCUGCAAAGUUUCUCGCUCGGUUUUUCGCUGUUGUGUUGUUGGCCUUCAAGUCGCAACGCGCCUAAAAAAAAUAAAAAUAAAAAAAAACAUUCGUAGCCACCCCAAGAAACUUUCUACUCGAGUGAGUCUAUUAUCCUGAGAUAUCGCACGCUUCAAGAUCAAGUGGUCGACAUUUCUGCAAAGUGUGUGUGCUGGAAUACGGAAGAACGGAUAUUAGAAGAAAAAAAAUAGAAGAAAAACAGAAAGAAGGGAAAGAGAGGUGUGUAGGGAAGAGAGAGAAACGUGCGAGAGAGUCGUCGUCGUCGUCUGGUCCGUGUCCACCAUCGGCGCAGCUCCGCAAAGACUCUAAGUUGUUCCGUUUUUGUUUGUCAAGUGUUUUUAUAUACAUUAAAAGGUAAUUGAGAUGUAAUUUAAAUAACACGAUGCUAUAUUAUAUAUAAUAUAUACAUUAUUUCAAUUUCCGUACAAUGUACGCAUAAUUCAGAGAAAGAGAAAAACUCGCGCGCUCCGAUUACAACAAAUAAAAAUAAAAUAUAAAAAUAAAAGCAAAAGUAAGAAUGAUAGAUGUGUGCAAAUGUGAGCUGAGUGAGAUGACAAUUGGUAUGAUUAUGUAUCAGAGGCAGUCCAAUAACCAUGUAAUAAAAUAAAAUAAGACUUUUCUAGAUGUGCUCAGGCGUUUAUUUUCGUGGAGUCACACUAAAGCGCUCGCCUCUCGAUCGAAACUCGCGCGAAAAAAAAAACCUCCCCACAGUCCUGUUGCUGAUCUCCAUCUUCAUCGUUUAUAGUAAUGUGUACGAAUCGAUUUUGCGCAAAUUGCUUCCAAUUACCAUUGUAUAUGUACAUGCAUAUACAUACACGCUAUUUUAUUGUAUCAUGUUCGAGUAUGGUUAAUCUUGUACAACUCGCAUUUUUAUAUCGGAAAAUAAACUGACAUAAUUUUUCUCC